Huiozyma naganishii CBS 8797 is the source of this 786-nucleotide messenger RNA. RefSeq names its product proteasome core particle subunit beta 2 (gene PUP1). Gene Ontology annotation, molecular function: threonine-type endopeptidase activity. The coding region runs from base 1 to 786 and encodes 261 amino acids. The transcript has a single exon. Gene Ontology annotation, cellular component: proteasome core complex. Lineage: Eukaryota; Fungi; Ascomycota; Saccharomycetes; Saccharomycetales; Saccharomycetaceae. The record is from RefSeq and is a predicted model, not a curated record.
AUGGCUGGCCUGUCGUUUGAUAAUUACCAGAGGAAUGCGUUCCUAGCUUCGAAGACUCAUUCUAACCUGCCCAAGGCGACUUCCACGGGUACCACCAUUGUCGGUGUGAAGUUCCACAAUGGGGUGGUCAUUGCUGCCGAUACACGUUCCACACAGGGCCCCAUAGUGGCGGACAAGAACUGUGCGAAGUUGCACAGGAUUUCCCCACGGAUAUGGUGUGCUGGGGCCGGUACCGCUGCGGACACGGAGGCUGUGACGCAGUUGAUCGGGUCCAACGUCGAGUUGCACUCGUUGUACGCGAAGAGACAACCCCGUGUGGUGACCGCGUUGCAGAUGCUGAAGCAGCAUUUGUUCAAGUACCAGGGCCAUAUCGGUGCGUACUUGAUCGUGGCAGGGACGGACCCAACGGGGGCACACCUGUUUUCCGUGCAAGCGCACGGUUCCACAGACGUUGGUUUCUACCUGUCCCUAGGGUCUGGGUCCCUUGCGGCAAUGGCUGUGUUGGAGUCCAACUGGAAGGAGGAUCUGUCGAAGGAGGAGGCGAUCAAACUCGCCUCAGACGCUAUCCAGGCCGGUAUUUGGAACGAUCUUGGGUCCGGUUCCAACGUGGACCUCUGUGUCAUGGAAACGGGUAAAGACGCAGAAUACUUGAGAAACUACAUAACGCCAAACGUCAGAGAGGCCAAGCAGAAGAGUUACAAGUUUGAAAGAGGCACCACCGCCGUCCUCAAGGAGAAAAUCAUCGAUAUCUGCGAAGUCGAAGAAGAACAGGUCCUCGUUGUUUAA